AUGGAAAGAGCAUUAGGCAUCACAUUGUUGUGUUCAUGGCUGUUCUUUACAUGCAUUGCCCAGGCCCAAACUGGGCCUAUUGAUGUCACUCAACUUGGCGCAAAACCAGAUGGCAGUGCUGACAUGAGUCAGGUUUUGGCGGAUGCUUGGAAACAAGCAUGUAAUUCUACAACAGCAUCUACAAUUUUGAUUCCAAAGGGCACAUUUUUAUUGAAAGAUGCGAAGCUUGAAGGUCCUUGCAAAACUCCCGUUGAGAUUCAAAUACAAGGCACCAUCAAAGCACCUGAAGAUCCUGCACAAAUAAGCAAGGAUAAGGAAUGGAUGACAAUUAUAUACACUUUGAGCUUGAAUUUAGUCAACAAUGCUGUCGUCCGCGACCUAACUUCUUUGAACAGCAAACUAUUUCACGUAAAUCUUUUCGGAUGCAACAAUAUAACAUUCCAACACUUCACAAUCACAGCACCUGGGGACAGUCCCAACACUGAUGGUAUUCACAUUGGACAUUCCACUGGAGUAGUCAUCACAGAUUCAAACAUAAGAACCGGGGACGAUUGCAUCUCAAUUGGUGAUGGUGCCAAACAAGUUAAGAUAAGCAAAGUGACAUGUGGACCUGGCCAUGGAAUUAGUGUUGGAAGUCUUGGAAGGUAUGACAAUGAACUGCCUGUUGAGGGUAUCUUUGUUACCGACUGCACCAUCUCCGGUCCUUUAAAUGGUGUAAGAGUAAAGAGCUGGCCAGCUUCUAAAAGUGGUAGUGCCACCAAUAUGCACUUUGAAGGUAUUAUCAUGCAAAAUGUCAGCAAUCCAGUGAUCAUUGAUCAAGAAUAUUGCCCAAACAACCAAUGCACAAACACUGCCCCAUCAAGUGUUAAGAUUGCUCAAGUCAGCUUCAAGAACAUCACUGGCACUUUAGCAACACCAGCUGUUGUGACUCUUCUUUGCAGUAAGAGUAUCCCAUGCGAUGGUGUAGAGAUUGCUGACAUUGACUUGGCAUACAAUGGCAAUCAAGAAAAUGUGUCAAGCAAUUGUGCCAAUGUGAAGCCAGCUCUGAGUGGCAAGCUGAACCCUCCAAUCUGCGCCAAUACCACCAUUCCUGCUCAAGCUGCUUAA
Coffea eugenioides is the source of this 1107-nucleotide messenger RNA. Its product is annotated as polygalacturonase-like. The record is from RefSeq and is a predicted model, not a curated record. Gene Ontology annotation, molecular function: polygalacturonase activity. The coding region runs from base 1 to 1107 and encodes 368 amino acids. NCBI's taxonomy places the organism in Eukaryota, Viridiplantae, Streptophyta, Magnoliopsida, Gentianales, Rubiaceae. Gene Ontology annotation, biological process: carbohydrate metabolic process. The transcript has 5 exons.